Molecule: messenger RNA, 369 nt
Organism: Gongylonema pulchrum
Lineage: Eukaryota; Metazoa; Nematoda; Chromadorea; Rhabditida; Gongylonematidae
Source: the annotation of a GenBank genome assembly
AUGGAGGGAGAGAGAGGGAGGGACGGUGACUGGACUGGACUUGUGGAUGAUAAUGAUGAUGUUAGUGAUGACGAUGAUGGUAAUGAUGAUGAUGGAAAUAACGAUGAUGGUGACGAUGGUGAUGCGCGACUGCUUCCUGGAAGGCAGAAAGACCAAACCAAAUUCCGGUUUUUCAACAGUCUUCGAUCGAUUUUAGAUAUCAUGUCGCGAUACAUUUUAAUACAGCUCCGGCACCCCUUCCCCUUCAUCCUGGCAGAUGCAUUUGAUAUGUGUCUGUCGGUUGAUUGCGGUGACCGAUGUGAGUGUCCAGUGGCGAUCUGUGCUGGCUGGAUAGGCGUUGCGGCUGGCCACACAGGCAAAGCAGAGUGA